Messenger RNA from Prunus dulcis (almond), 1231 nucleotides. RefSeq names its product ABC transporter D family member 1-like. The record is from RefSeq and is a predicted model, not a curated record. Lineage: Eukaryota; Viridiplantae; Streptophyta; Magnoliopsida; Rosales; Rosaceae. Bases 494 to 961 code for a protein of 155 amino acids. The transcript has 4 exons.
UACAAAUGUGAACAUUUCGGGUCGGAAAAGAAGCCGGUUGGUUGGAUUGACAAAUUGCCCACGCAAAGAAGGCAAACAGCCAAUUUAGCCACAGAAGGUAGCAUUUCCACGGUUUCAGCAGACCUACACAUCUCCCUACGCUGCUGCCCUCCAUGAAUUGUACAUGAUCAUCAAACGUCACACGGUUAGUUAGAUGAGAAUUUCUGACAAAUUCGGCCAGCCCGGUCGGCUUUUUUAUUUUCAUCUUAAGCCCCUCGCUCAUUAUUAUUAAUUUUCUUUUUUAAACCCCCUGGCUAGAGAAUUUUAAUUUCAACCCACAAACCAAAACAACAAAAGAAGAAAAGCCCAAACAGAGAAAAAAAGGGGAAGCUGAAGAGAGAAAGAGUGCUGGUUAUGUCGGUCCAUUUGGGAAGCUGAAGAGCCUAAGAGGUAAAAGAAGAAGCAGAGCCACCCAGUAGCUGUAGUUGGGUGCUUGAUUGUUGAGUGGUCAGCCAUGCCUUCGCUUCAGCUGCUGCAAUUAACUGAGCAUGGCCGGAGUUUCAUGGCGUCGAGGAGGAAAACUUUACUACUUGCCACUGGUAUCGUGGUUGCUGGUGGGACUGUUGCAUACGUUCAAUCACGGUUAAGCCAUAAAAAGCAUGAUGCUAUUGGUCAUUAUAAUGGGCUGAAUGAUAAUGAAGAAACAACGGAGAAGGUCGUGACGAAUGAUCAUAAGUUAAAGAAACCUCCACGAAAGAAAGGGGGAUUGAAGUCGCUUCAAGUUCUUGCUGCAAUUCUCUUAUCUGAGAUGGGCCAAAUGGGUGUGAGGGAUCUUUUAGCUUUAGUCUCUAUAGUGGAACUUUUUGAGGGACAUUAUUUCUGUCAGGCACAAAGGGAGGACUUCUUUCAGCGAGCAAAGCCUUACAAUGAUCAUCCAACAAUUCUUAGGCUACCAGGAAAAGUUCUACUUCAAUCCAGGUGACACUGGAUUCUGUAGCAGUAUAUUUACACACAAGGGGUCGCUCAGGUGACACUGGAUUCUGAAGCAGUAUAUUUACAUUCUGUAAUCUGAACGUUGCAUAGCUUGGUCUACAAUGACAAGGAAAUUGAGUGAUUUUACAAGUCCAAAUUCUGCAACCCCAAGUUUUGUUUUUUUGUUUUUUUUCCUACAAUUGCAGAUAGGUUUCUCUGUCUUGAUUGUAAAUGCUCACUGAUGAAUAAGUGGCUAUACUCAUAUAUUUUUGUAAGGAAA